Molecule: messenger RNA, 2356 nt
Organism: Rubroshorea leprosula
Lineage: Eukaryota; Viridiplantae; Streptophyta; Magnoliopsida; Malvales; Dipterocarpaceae
Source: the annotation of a GenBank genome assembly
GGCUGCGCUCUCUUCCUUUGCUUGUUUUCCAGAUCUGCUCGGUGGUCCCCCCGGAGAUUCUUCUUGCUUCACAAGUAGCUGUUGGCUAUUUUUCUUUCACACUUUAUUCACAAAACACUGUCUUGCUCAUGUCCGGUCUGUCCGGCUUGUGUCCAGUGGCUCCCACUGCCGAACAACCUUCCCUUGCCAAAAUCAUCUCCAUGGCUCAUAACCGAGAAGAACAGUCCAUGCCAACCGGAUCUACUCCCAUGGCCUGUCCAAAGGCCAUUCAUUGCUUGAGAUCACCUCCACCAGAUUUGGUUAAACUCUUCCAAGACCAAAAUCUUCAAGAUGAUAUGAAUAGGAUACUCCAAAAACAAAAGCCAUGCCAUUCAAACCAAACUUUUGUUCCGCACAAAAAAUCUCAAAUUUUGGGCCCUUAUUUUGUGUCUCAUCCGCCGGCCUCUCUUGCCUCCAUUUACCCACAGCCCAAAGAACAUCUUCUCCCCUUCCAGGUAAAACCUGACUGGAAUAAAUGGAUUGGCUCAUUUGGUGCUUGGCCGGUUUGGAGAAAAUCAGAAUGGACUGAUUGGAUAAACCGCCUGAACCUGCUUUUGGUCAAAUUUGGAGGGAUGCAGGCUUGUUUGAAUUUAUACAACUCACCAAAUGCAGAUUCACCAUGGACAAGCCGCUCGUUAACCGGAUUGCCCUGUACUGGAGAAGAAAUUUCAGCAUUGUUAACCCUGCCUCCAAGCGUUGAGUACAAUGCGGAGUUGAAGCCCUCUUAUCCAGCUUUCGUGAGGUCUGCCUAUGAUAAAAGUCCCACUAAAGAGUUCAUUCCCUUAGCCGUUGCUUUAGCACAUGGCAAACAAAUGGCUCUGGGUCCUUUUUUGCUUGCUCAUUUAUACAGGAGUUGCCAAGAUAUCACGGCUCACCCCUUAGUCAUUAGUGGUGGGCCGCUUUGGGUUUUGCAGUUGUGGUUGUAUUCUUAUUUUCCAGCCCUAGCUCUUGUCUCAUCCGCUGUUCCAGCCCGGGAUCUACUCACCUACGGCUUCAUAUUCAAGAAUGCCGUGGAGAACAAGAGGAGCUUUGAGGAGUGCCUCAAGUUUUUUGCUUUUCUGUCUGUUGAACGACCCGAUGUAGACUUUGUUGUGUUUCUUGGCAGAUCUCACGGUCCUUCAUGGUACAGGGCCGAUGUCAGAUCCCCAGAUUUCAGAGCAUCUUGCCCAGACAAAGAGAAUACCCCUACACCUGUAGCUUCUCCUGCUAGGCAUGUUCAUGUUGAUGACAUUGAGGUUGUUUUACUUGUUGCUGCUGAUGUGCCCAUGAUUGAUGAUGAUUUGGAGAAUGAACUCCUUGCCCAGCUGGACAUGUUGAUGGAUACUCCGGCUAAAUCUGGAUCUGCCACAGAUAGUCAAGGGAAGGCAGUUGCUGAAGAAGUGAAUUUUGAUAUCAACCUUCCUACUCAGGAGCAGAUUAGUUUUGCGAUUAUGACCAUGCAAGAGCUCCUUGGUGGUGAUCCUUCCUAUUUCUGCAAAGUGCCGGACCAGCCAGCCGCCUUUGAAGCGGCUCAAAUCCUUAGCCGAGCCCCACAAUUAUCAUCAACUCAACAAAAAUUUUGGGCAGAUUUCACCUCCAUUUAUACGCACUUCAGCAAGAGACUCUGGGUGCUUGAAAGCAAAGUAGUGGCUGCAGAUUCUGUCAAGAAGUCUGUAGCGGAUAGCACUGCCGUUGUCUUGAAGAAGAAAGAAGAAUUCUUGGCAGCAAAGGAGGCUCAUAUCAUGCAAGUUACACAUGUCCAAGGCCAAAAAGAAGAAAUCUCUAACCUUGAAGCCAAGCUUUCAGAGUUAAGAAACCAAGUUCCUCUUGCGGAGCAAAGUGAGAAAAAUCUGGCAGAACAAAGAAACAAACUCCACAUGGACAUUCCACCGACUCAUUUCUUUGAGAAAAUUGGUGACCAAGCUUGGGAUUUUGUCUUUCUUUUCUUGUUCUUGAACCCAGAAAUCCCCUCCCUCUGUGCUGGAAAUUCCAGAUCUGCUCUGCUCUGUCUGCCCCGCUGGCUGCUCUUGAUUGUGGGUGAUUUCUGGGCAUAUUUUCUGAUUUCCCGUGAGCUUCCCCUUGAAUUUUCUGCAGAGUGCCGCCGGCCUCUUCCCCCCUGCAGCUCCGGUUCUUGCUGGAAAAUUCUGGUUCCCGAUCGUUCUGUCAGUUAGCACUGAGAUUGAGUGCUCGGUUUUAUGCGAGUGAGGUAAGUAAAUCAUGGUAAAGCCCUUCGAUUUUAAAGCAUGUUUUCAAUUGUUUUUGAGAUGGUGGCAAGGUUUAAAUUGAUUUUAAAUUGAUUUUAUCAGUAUUUGAGUGUGAUUAAACUGAAAUGGAAAUC